UCAAUUUCCCUUUUACUGAGUUAUGUUCUUUUUUUUUGCUAGUGACAUCUGGGGAAAUGUCCUUUCAUCGUUAAUCUUUCAUUAUGUUUAGCUCUACCUUUUUUUUCAGGCAUAACAUAAAGUCACUCAGCAAUGCACUCAUAUAAAGAAUAAGGAAAGAGUACAAUUUUGGCACAGAGUUUUUAGAACACAUCUCCCGUUUCAAUAACAGUUACGUAGAAAAGAGUGGACAUGGCAUAUGAAGAGCUUCAUCGUCCAACUCAGGACGUUUACAGUAUAAUUGGGCAGCUUCAGGCAGAGAAAGAAAGGAAACAAGUGGCCACAGGACUGGACAUUGUACAAGGCAAUAAAAAGAAGAUCAGCAAAGGAUGCACAAAGCCGGUAAUUAUCUUGAGUGUGACGGUCAUCACUCUGCUGGCAGUAAUUAUAAUCCUAAUUAUUUCGAAUGUACGGCUGUCGAAACCAUGCAAGUUAUUAAAUGCGUACCCAGACAUUACAAUUUCGUUCAAUGGAGGAAGUUGUUUCUUAUCAUGCCCAGAUAAAUGGAUACAUUUCCAACAGUCAUGUUACUUCUUUUCAAAUGACCGCCUCAACUGGAGUAUGAGCAGAGAGUCCUGCAAGUCUAGCAAUGCUGAUCUGGUGGUGAUUAACAGUAAAGAAGAGCAGGACUUCUUAAGUAAACAUUAUAAUGAGACUUCCUGGAUUGGUCUAACAGAUCAGAAAAAGGAAAAUAAUUGGAAGUGGGUUGAUGGCACAGAGUACAAAAACAAAACCAGCUUUUGGUGCACUGGAGAGCCUGAUAAUUUGCGAGCAUUCAAUAUUAGGGGUGAGAACUGUGUUUCUCUGACGACAGGAAUUUUAUGUCCGGUCGGCUGGAAUGACGAAAACUGCCAAACUCAUUUCAGGAGAAUUUGUGAGAAACAACUCUGUUUGGUGCUUACAUAAACAGGGGCCUAUGCAAUUACUUUGAUCAGCAGGAAAUGGGUACACUAAUAACAAUUUUUGGUAGUAGUCUGACAUUUUAUUUAUUUUACAGCCUCAUUAACAACUUUAAUGCCAAUAAAAUGUGUUGCCGCAAGUAGCUAGUGUCUGGCAUGUGAUAUUAAUUUUUUUUAGUCCUGGUUGUAAUCAGUGCCAUGCUUUUUUACAUAGUAUGCUGUUAAUUUUCCAGCAUAUAUCUUGCAUCUUUUUCUUUCAUGUUUUCUCAGACUUUUAUUGCACUUAUAGUAUAUGGUACGUUUGGCUUAAUUCUUUUGUUUUUCUCUGAUUUCUGAAACAAGAAAAGUAUUUGCAAAGGAAUCCCUUUAGCAAAAUGUUGUCAUGGAAGGAACUGUAUUGCUGUCCACAAAAUAAUUUUUGUAUUUUGGUCUAUGACUUUAUAGAUUAACUCAUUCACAGCACAAAUUAUGCAAAGAGUAUCCAUUAGUCUUGCGAAUAUUCAUGUUUCUACACAGAAACCUACAAAAUUACGUAAGCAAACAGUUCACAUCAAAAAGGGAAAGUGUCCAAAUGUGAUCUGUCAGCUCGCAGCUCUUUCAGUUUAUGCAACAUUCAAUGUUAAUAAUACAUAGUAAAGGUGAAAUGGUCAUUUCCCCAGUAUGACCGUGAUUGUAUUAUAUCUAUGGGUUCUACAGCAGUUAAAGUGCAAUCAGGAUAUGAUUAUGGAAUUCAUCAUAUUUGUUAACCAGAACACAUCCCUUGAAUAUGUGUAUAAGAAAUAGCCAGACAUAACUGAAAUGCUUGAUGUUUUUAUUCAGUUUUAUUUAUGCACAUCGCUGGAGGUUUUAUUCUUCUUUUCAGUUUAUUUAUUUAUUUUUUUUCCUACAGUGGAACUGCUAUUGUCAGGAUGGAUUUUUUUCUGUUAUUCUGUGUAUAAAGUGUGUUGUGAAAUUAAGUACUUGUAAUUACCUCUGAAAACUGAAAGAGAAAAUAAAAAAUGUGACAUUUUGCCAAUAAACAAUCAAUUGAUUACCCAA
Molecule: messenger RNA, 1976 nt
Organism: Protopterus annectens (West African lungfish)
Lineage: Eukaryota; Metazoa; Chordata; Ceratodontiformes; Protopteridae
Product: C-type lectin domain family 4 member E-like
Exons: 6
Coding region: 232-945 (237 amino acids)
Source: RefSeq, a predicted model, not a curated record